UCCUGGAAAGGCUCCCUCCAGCCAAUGGGGAGCCGCGGCCGCCGGCGGGGGCUGUGCUUUUGGGCCAGCCCUGCCCCCACCCCACCGGCCCACCCCGCACACAAAAGCGGCGUAAUUCACCGCCUUACGGAAGCCGAGCCUCUGACGGCGGCGAGCCGGGGAGGGAACGCACCUGACAGUCACCGGCUGCGACGGCGAUGACCGGGGACGCAGCCGCCUGCGGGCGAGGGGGAGCCGGCCGCUAGCUGCACCCCGCUGCCCGUCCCCCGGACACAAGCCGCCCGGGGUGACCUUGCUUGGAUGCGGAGCCCGCCCCUGCGCGCAUCUUCCUCGGAUGCUCUGACCGCCCGGGGGCCGGCGGGGGAGGCGAGGGAUGCCGGGCUGCGGCGGCGCCGCGCUCGCCUUUGUCUGCGCGUAACCGGGAGAGGCCUCGGCGGUAACCAGCUCUCACCGCGGAGAAUUCAUCUCUGCUUCAAGCCACACGUGAUCCCAUGGGGACAACUGAAGCCACACUCCGGAUGGAAAACGUGGAGGUGAAGGACGAGUGGCAGGAUGAAGAUCUUCCCAGGCCGCUCCGGGAAGAGACGGGGAUGGACGCUCUCGGCAGCCCAGCAGAAGACACAUCCUCCCCUCCCAACACGCUGAACUUCAGCGGAGCCCACCGCAAGCGGAAGACCCUGGUCGCCCCGGAGAUCAACAUCUCCCUGGACCAGAGCGAGGGCUCGCUGCUGUCGGACGACUUCCUGGACACCCCCGACGACCUGGACAUCAACGUGGACGACAUCGAGACCCCCGACGAGACGGACUCGCUGGAGUUCCUGGGGAACGGCAACGAGCUGGAGUGGGAAGAUGACACCCCCGUGGCCGCUGCCAAGAACAUGCCCGGGGCCAGCGCCGACCUGUUUGGCGACGGCUCGGCGGAGGAUGGCAGCGCCGCCAACGGGCGCCUGUGGCGGACGGUGAUCAUCGGAGAGCAGGAGCAUCGAAUCGACCUGCACAUGAUCCGGCCCUACAUGAGGGUGGUGACCCACGGAGGGUACUACGGCGAAGGUCUCAGCGCCAUCAUCGUCUUUGCUGCCUGCUUCCUCCCAGACAGCAGCUCUCCCGACUACCACUACCUCAUGGAGCACCUCUUCCUGUACGUCAUCAGCAGCCUGGAGCUCCUGGUGGCGGAGGACUACAUGAUCGUGUACCUGAACGGGGCCACCCCCCGGCGGAGGAUGCCCGGCAUCAGCUGGCUGAAGAAGUGCUACCAGAUGAUCGACAGGAGGUUACGGAAAAACCUGAAGUCCUUGAUCAUCGUCCACCCGUCCUGGUUCAUCCGCACCGUGCUGGCCAUCUCCCGCCCCUUCAUCAGCGUCAAGUUCAUCAACAAGAUCCAGUAUGUGCACAGCUUGGAAGAGCUGGAGCAGCUCAUCCCCAUGGAACAUGUGCAGAUCCCGGACUGCGUGCUACAGUACGAAGAGGAAAGGCUGAAGGCCAGGAGAGAAAGCGCCAGGCCGGAAGAGAGGCCGGAGGCGGCGCCCGCGGAGCACAGGUCCGCUCCGGCCACAGAAGAUCAGGAAACAAGCAUGUCCUGAGGUGAUGAGAGAACAGAGAAGAACACAGAAGAAAAUACCAGAUGCCAAGAAACCUCUGUCCGAUGCCCUCUGGCCCUGGAUCUCAUCCCACCUCAUCCUGAGUCCCAGUCCUCGAGGGUGCCUGUCUCCUCCACCAUCUCUGAAACCCAGCAUCCUUCUUAGCUGCUUGAAAACAUUUUUUUUUAAUGAUGCAGUAGAAAUGCAUUCUGGGAAAGAAUCCAGUUCUCAGCCCUCCACCUUUCCAGACUCAUGAGCUCACAGCCAAGAAGAGAGAGAAGCACAGGGCGUGGCCCGUGUGUCUUCUGGCCACAGAGCCCCAGCCCACUCCACAACGUCCCGGUUUAAGGCCCUUCUCUUGCUUGACCUGGACCAGGUGGGAGCCAUAGAUGCCCCCCGGCUCCCUGGCCAGAUCUGGAAUUCGUUCUUGUGCCUUUCCUCCCAGAAUGGCUCCCGUAAUCCUGGGCAUCUGGCCGGGAAGCUCAGCCCCCCAACAGAGCUGUGCCCUGGGCACCUCCAACCUCACGGCUUUCUGUUUGACUGGCCCCCUUCUCCCCCUCUGUCAUCGACGAGGGAGCACUGGGGCCCACAGCACAAGUGAAGCUGCCACCGGUCAUCCUUGUGGCAGUCACACACCCUCUCAGUCCAGAACUUUCUCCAGCCCCUUCACUGCACAUGCCACGCCCCAGGGCCACCGACCCGUCCCUCCAAAGGGAACGCGCAGUUCCCACUUCUCCAACCCCCCAGCACGGAGUUGGGGUGUGCCCCGUGGGUUCCCGCCAAGGGCAGAGGCCGAGAAGCCGACUCUGAAACGGGCUCAUCCUGGAAACACAGACCAAGAAAGAGGAAGAAACAGGGUGUUGGUGUUGCUUUGUUUUGAAGGUCACCUGGGGACGUACGUUCCAGUGGGCUGGAUGCUCCAGCCACCUGUGCUCAGAGGAGACAGACUUCUGAAUUGUGGUCCAAACACCGGUCAGGUGGCCUCUAGCGGUAGUGAGUUCCCCGUCUCUGGAAGUAUUUAAGAAAAAGCGGGACUAUGCUUGCAGGAAAUGGUCCUCUGUGCCCCCUCCAGUCCUAAGAGUCUCUAUUUCUGUGAAUCUGGGCAAAAGUUGGGCAGACACACACCCCGGGCCCCUGUUUCUGGCUCUGUAGCUGGCUUCUUAGCUGGUUGUCAUUGAGGUUCAGUUGAACCAGCCCAGUUUCCGAGAAUGAGGUUCUCGGCCUCAGUGGAAAUGUCUGAUGCUUCUCGGCCUGGCAUGGCAGGGGGUUGCGUGUGGAGUUAUCCCAACAACAAGAGGGAGCUGGUGGCAUUUGGCACUAAGAAAAGGGAUGCCCAGCGCUUUGCCACAUCAAGGAAUUGUCCCAACGCCAGCAGCUCCUGCCUUGGAAAACGCCAGGUUCCUGAGCUGCUUUGGGCCUGCGUGUUCUGGGACCCAGCAUGGCCCUCGAGAGGCCAGGACGUGUGGGGGCCCCGUGGGGUUUUUGAUUUGUAGCUCUGCUCUCUUUCCCGGAUGUCACAUAACGGGCAGGGACCUCGUUCGGGGCCAGGUGCAGCACCUGGAGCCUGAGGCGGCAGGGGUUGGGGAUGGGCCUCUCUAGGCCGCCCGCCCGGCGAAAGGCCCUCUGUCCCAGGCCCUAAGCGCAGGUUCAGGUGGGCAGCCUUGCUCAUCUGAGACCGACCUGGUCCUGAAAGGCCCAAACUCCCACCCCAGUGAAGGCAGUAGCGCCUGGAAGGCCGGUGCCUUGCUGUAAGG
Pipistrellus kuhlii (Kuhl's pipistrelle) is the source of this 3331-nucleotide messenger RNA. RefSeq names its product ATCAY kinesin light chain interacting caytaxin (gene ATCAY). Gene Ontology annotation, biological process: apoptotic process. Gene Ontology annotation, cellular component: cytoplasm. The coding region runs from base 492 to 1580 and encodes 362 amino acids. The transcript is spliced from 13 exons. NCBI's taxonomy places the organism in Eukaryota, Metazoa, Chordata, Mammalia, Chiroptera, Vespertilionidae. The record is from RefSeq and is a predicted model, not a curated record.